Molecule: messenger RNA, 615 nt
Organism: Acaulospora colombiana
Lineage: Eukaryota; Fungi; Glomeromycota; Glomeromycetes; Diversisporales; Acaulosporaceae
Source: the annotation of a GenBank genome assembly
AUGGCUUCCAUUCUUGACAAGAUCGCAAAAUUGGCCAUUCCGAUUGGCGCGGCUGCUACCAUGGUUCAAUAUAGCAUGUUUGACGUGAUUGAUCAAUUACCGCACAUUUAUCAAACUUUGGGAGAGGAUUAUGAUGAAAGAGUUUUGCCGUCAAUUGGCAACGAAGUAUUAAAAUCCGUGGUUGCACAAUUCGAUGCUGGAGAAUUGAUUACUCAACGUGAAGUGGUGUCUUCAAAAAUAAGAGAAGACCUUGUGAAAAGAGCUCACGAAUUUAAUAUCGAAUUGGAAGACACCCAUAUGACCUUCGGCAAGGAAUUUACAAACGCCGUCGAGCAGAAGCAAAUUGCUCAGCAAGAGGCGGAGCGAGCAAAAUUCAUUGUGGAGAAGGCCGAGCAAGAGAAGCAAGCUUCAAUCAUCAGAGCUGAAGGCGAAGCUGAAGCCGCGGAUAGAAUAUCCAAAGCACUUGACAAAGCCGGCGAAGGUCUUGUAUUGCUGCGUCGCAUAGAAGCAUCAAAGGAGAUCGUCGGAACAUUGUCGAAUUCACGUAACGUGACAUACUUGCCCGGUGGUGGACAACAAGGAGGUUCCAACUUAUUACUGAAUCUUGGGGUGUGA